Molecule: messenger RNA, 880 nt
Organism: Mycotypha africana
Lineage: Eukaryota; Fungi; Mucoromycota; Mucoromycetes; Mucorales; Mycotyphaceae
Exons: 3
Coding region: 51-545 (164 amino acids)
Source: RefSeq, a predicted model, not a curated record
AAAUAGAAACUGCACUGAAACAAGAGCUGUCUCAAUCCAAAGUGUUAUUUAUGAAAGAAAAUCCCAAUAUUUACAAAGAAGAUCUGGUAGACAUACAAUUGGCCCAUAUGGAUUUGAGUAUACUUUCAACAAAAUCCGAACCCCUUCAAACUAGCUUUGAUGUAACGGCUGAAAGAUUGCAACAGCUUGUUAAAUUCAUGAAGCAAAUUGAAAACUAUUCUGUGACUUUAAUGCGCAAAGGACCUUUCGGUAUUACAGCUGGCAAUAACAUUUUCAAGGCUACUUAUGCAAGCAUACUAUGUUUAUAUUUUGAUUUGGAAAGUUUGAAUAGUGUUGCAUCUCUUCCAUCAAAUUUAUUGGAGGCUCUUCGAGAGUCUGCGUCUACCUUAAGCAAAUUAAACAGAAAUUGGCUUCAUCCUGCACUUUAUAAUCUGUUGAGAGGUGAUAACAGUUUAUAUAGUGUAAUAUGCCAAACAUUGAAGCGUCAUGGUGAAGUGGUCGCUUUACACAAAAUGUUCCUUUUAUCAUGUGAUACCGAUAUCUAAUUUUAACUACACAUUUGUAAUAUAAUAAAUUCAAUCUGAUUAUGCCUCAUAUCUUCCUCUUGCAGACCUUGCCGCCAUGCUACGUGUGUGGAUGAGUGCUUAUUGCACAUACCCUUUUAAUCACAAUCAUGUUACAUGUUUACAUUAAUUGAAUAUAGUCAGCUGUGAUGUUGAUUCUGUGGAUGCGAUAUUGUCUCGAAAGUUUACUGUAGAACGUGGUACGACAACGCAUAACCCUAGAUCGGAACAAUCACAGAAACUCAACGUGUGUAACAAAAAAAAGGUAGGACGCGUGUGUUAAUAGCUCGAUUUCAAUUACAAUAAGCUCCAAUUCA